AUGUUACCAGACCGCACGUACAAGAAAGUCGCGUCAGAAGAGGACCAACAGCAGCAGCGCAAGAAGGACCAGACUACAGCCGAACAAGCCCAUCUAGACCAGAUCAGUUUGGAAGAGUACAUGAACAAGCGACUGGCCGGCCCUCCUCGAUCCAACUUGGUCCUCUCUUCUGGUCUCUAUCGCAACCACUACCUCCGAUAA
Molecule: messenger RNA, 201 nt
Organism: Linnemannia hyalina
Lineage: Eukaryota; Fungi; Mortierellomycota; Mortierellomycetes; Mortierellales; Mortierellaceae
Source: the annotation of a GenBank genome assembly